This is a messenger RNA of Exaiptasia diaphana, 366 nucleotides long. RefSeq names its product ctenidin-3. The record is from RefSeq and is a predicted model, not a curated record. Lineage: Eukaryota; Metazoa; Cnidaria; Anthozoa; Actiniaria; Aiptasiidae. The transcript is spliced from 2 exons. The coding region runs from base 1 to 366 and encodes 121 amino acids.
AUGGAGGACUUUCCAUGCUUACUCGGUGGAGGCGGAGGUGGCUUUUACUCAUCUGGUCGUAGUGGUAGGAACUUUAACGGAUCUUUUGGAACGGGUGGAGAGGGUGGAAAAGGAUUCCUACAGGGAGGUGUUGGAGGAAGAUCCUAUGUUAAGGAUGUCCCUGGUGGAUUUGGAGGAGGUGGAGGGCCCUAUGGAUGGGGUGGUGGAGCGGGUGGUGGUGGGGGAUAUUCAGGAGGGGCUUGUGGUGACAACAACGAAGAUUCUUCUGGAGGAGGGGGAGGGUCAUAUAAUAAUGGAUCAGACCAAGCCAAUACAUGCUGCUACAACAGCCAAGGUCAUGGCUACGUUCUCAUCACAAGAGUGUAA